AUGACUGAAACAACUUCGGGUAUUAUAAAUGGUAAUGAUUGUAUUGAAUUAACAUUAUCACAAGGAACAAAUGCUACUAGUUCACAAUUAACACUAUCUAAUCAAUUAUAUCGUCAAGCAAAAAUUGAUGAAGAAAAUCGACUAAUUCCUGAUAAUGAUGAUGAUAUUUAUCCAACUGUUAAAGUAACACGUGAUGGUAAAUUACCAGAAAAUGCUACAGAAAGUGAAAAUAAAGAUAAUGAUAAUGAUAAUGAUGUGUGUGUUGAAAAAAAUAAAAAAUAUGAUCCAUAUCGAGCACUUAAUAUUGACUUAAAUGAAAAACCUAUUCAAUCGAUUCCUACACCAUCACUAUUGACAUUUCAAUUAAAAGAAUCAGUUCUUAAACAAAAAAAGAAAAUAAUUGAAAAACAAGAACAAUUAUCAACAUCGAAAUCUAAACACAAACGAGAACGUAGUGAUGAUAAAGAAUUAUUUUCACCAGCUGAUGAAGAAGAAAAUCGUCCAACUUCUUCUACACCUUCUCCUCCUCCUCCUGCUACUGCAGAGAAAACCAAAGUAAAAAAAUCAUCAUCAGAAACAACAACAAUAGUAUAUACAAAUACUUCUGUACCACUCCUGUUGGACAUUAUGAUGGAUGAUAUUCAUCCAACAAAUCAAUCUGAGCAACAAUACAAUGAACAAGAUACUUAUAAACUAGCUGCUCAAUCUGACAAUUUGACAAUUGAAUAUUUGAUUAAUCCAGAUUCAUUAAUAGUUCAAGUUGAUGUAACGUUUCUUUUAGAAAAUCGAACAUCAUUUAUUAUUGAUCAUAUUAAUAUUCAUGUUAUUUGUAGUAUGAAUUCGAAAUUAUUAAAUACAACAAUUGUCGAAAAAAUUAAUUCAGCUGUAUCUUUAUAUGCUGAAACAACACUUGGACAACUAAUAGCUCUUUUAUUUAAAUCAAUAAAUUCUCAAAAUGAUAUUUUAAUUGAUGAUAAAUCAACAAAAACACAUUAUCUUUCUAAUCUCAUGAAAGAAAUAAAAACAUCAUUAAAAUAA
Messenger RNA from Rotaria sordida, 1038 nucleotides. Lineage: Eukaryota; Metazoa; Rotifera; Eurotatoria; Philodinida; Philodinidae. The record is from the annotation of a GenBank genome assembly.